Pieris rapae (cabbage white) is the source of this 910-nucleotide messenger RNA. RefSeq names its product lysozyme-like (gene Llp1). The record is from RefSeq and is a predicted model, not a curated record. The coding region runs from base 41 to 469 and encodes 142 amino acids. NCBI's taxonomy places the organism in Eukaryota, Metazoa, Arthropoda, Insecta, Lepidoptera, Pieridae. The transcript has 5 exons.
CAUUUGCAUCACGACCGCAUCCACACACUAGAUUUCCAAGAUGAGAUUACAUCCAAAAUUGCUGCUCCUAACCACCUUGGUACUGGUGUACAGUGCCCAUGGGCACAAACGGACGUUUACUAGAUGCCAGCUCUCGAGAGAACUACUGCGGUAUAAUUUCCCAAGAACAUUGAUACCCAAUUGGGUAUGCCUGAUCGAGCAUGCAAGUGGCAGGCAGACGGAUAAACAAACGAACCACAACAACUCAUAUAGCAGCUAUGGACUAUUUCAGAUAAACAACAAAGACUGGUGCAAAAAAGGCAGAAAAGGUGGCAACUGCAGUAUGAAGUGUGAAGAUCUCCUUAACGAAGAUUUGGCUGAUGAUGUAAGGUGUGCCAAACGCAUCUACGAUCGAGUAGGAUUCAAGGCCUGGCCCUCCUCCUACGCAUACUGCAAGGAAAAGAGCCUUCCGGAUCUAUCUAGAUGCUAAGAGGAAUAAUUUGCGCCUAUUACAAAGUUAAUGCAAUGUUGCAUGUGCACGAUAGCUCUAUUUUAAAUCGACUAAAAAUAUGUUUUGCGCUGCGAAUAUUUUGAAGUCGAUUUUUAAAGAAGUAUCUAUAGAAAUAUACAUAUACAUUAUUAUUCAUUUGUGUGUAAGCAAUCAUUAAAUAUUAGUAAAUUCGUAUUUUAAACGACUGAUGUACUGUUUACGAAAUUGAAUCUUUGAUAUUGAUAAUUGAUAUAUUAGCUUAGUUUGAAUAAAUAAAGAAAUAUAGGAUGUAAUUUACAAUGUUAUAUAAAAAAAUAUCAAAGGAAAAAUAGUUAUGCCUAUGUUGAUUCCGAAUUAUAUUACUUUAGUUUUAAGUUAUUAGUUAAUUAGUAAGUAAUAUUGUAUUUUUUUUUACAUUUUAGCGCAAGAUUAUAUCGUAAU